UAUCCGAACAGGAGUUUGCACAGGCGAUUAAAGUUUUUAUCCCCAGCGCCACGGAUGCGGAAAUUAUAGAUCUUAUGAGAAAGGUUGACUACGAAGCGAAGGGGUGCACAACUUGGGAUGAUUUCUCAACGUUUUUAGUCUCCCAAAGUCGUCACCGCUCCCAUCUUGCUAAUGGACCGAUUUCAGAGUUAUCCACAACACCUGAACCGAGCUAUUGCUUUUCGCACUCGCAGCAUAUAACGGGAACUUGCAUGGAGGCGGACACACGGCGUAAACUCCUAUUGACCGGUGGGUCCGAAGGCACUGUACGGGCAUGGGACCUGGAGACUCUGACAAGCCGUGGAAUUGUCUUUGCAGGGGACUGUUGGGUUGUUGGUGUGCACUGGGCGAAUCAAAUUCAAAGUAUCCUUAUUGUAACAAUGGAUCGUAGGGUGAUUGUUCUGGAUUCGAAAACCCUGGAGGUAAAGCGCCUCUACCGUGGGCGUGCAUUAGUCGACACUAUGGAUGGUUAUAUGUACGCCCAUGAUAGUGUACAGUCCGUCAAGGUGGGGGGGAAGAUCAAGGCAAAGGAAAAGCGGUUCGGUCCGAAAGGUGCGAGAGACUUGUUUGGAGCCGCCUCUACAAGUAGUAUUGGUGGUGGUGGGAGUCCAGUUGCCUAUCCUGUGAAACAGCACUCUAGUGAAUCUAAAAGAAAAAUGCCGGCUGCCGCAACAGCGUUAGCGCCACCCGGUACGGGUCCCUAUGUCCAGUGCCGUGUGGAGGAGUGCAUGCUUGCAGGUCUUGUGGAUUCCGUAUCUUGUUCACUUUUUCAUCAUUCUAUGCUGCGGGAAGAAGUGCUACUUAUCGCAACGGUAGUGGGUGAGGUUCGAUUCUAUGUGAUUCCAAAGGCUUUACGAAGGGUGGUCUCCCCGUAUGCGGUAGUCCGAUUGCAUGAAAAGCGCAUCAACAAAAUGAGCAUCCUUUUUGAUAGUAAUGCCCUUUUAACGGCGUCUGAUGAUGGUUUAGUGAAAAUGACUUCCCUAGAUACAGGUGUACAUCUAAGAACUUUUUUUACUUCGGGAUCAGAACAGCACUCCGCCGUGCAUGAUUUUGCAGUGAAUACACAGCUGCGUCUGCUUGUAACUGUGGGCCCGGAACGAUAUGGCAUUGUUUGGGAUUUUUCGCAUGACGCACCGUUAGCCAUCUUGGAUGCGCACAAUAGUCCCUGUCGCUGUUGUGCGGUGCACAUAAGACAAAGGCAAAUCUUUACGGUGGGAAUAGAUGGAACGAUUUUUAUCUUUGACACGCACGGGUAUCGCUUGACGCAGGUGAUACAUGUACACCAUCUUCAUCCCCAGUGCGUUGUAUAUGAUGAAAAGAAGAUGCGUCUUCUCUGUUUGGCUUCUCAUCCUUAUUACCAUGGGAAGGAACUUAGUGCGGCGUUUGCCUGUUCAAACAAGUACCAGGGUAAUAUGGCAUCGAUGGUGGGUAUGAUAUACAACAAGACGUAUGAUCUUAUUGUUACUAUUGAUUUAGAGGGAUUGGUUAUGACAUGGAAAAGAUCCAACGGUGCUCCUGUUUUUGCAUUUCAAUUGAAGGAUUUUUCCGAUUCCGUGGUUAUGAAUGCAGCACGGCUUUCUUCCUUUGCAUUGGAUGGAUUGGGGCGUCGAUUACUGACUGGGUUUCAGAAUGGUGCCGUGGCUGUUUGGAAUUUGGUAAAUGGUCAGACGACGAAUGUCAUCACGGCAGCCACCGAGAGUUUUGCCACAACCACGUUAAGACCAGAGGUGACGUCGCUUGAAUCUCUUAUGCGGGAUGGCACCACUUUUUUCUUUUUUGCCGCGGCAGGUCAUCUUUUCUCCACGAGGGAGUCUGGCACAUUUACAAUUGCGAGCGCAAACAAGUGGGAGGUGCCAACAGUCUACGGAGAGAUCCUUUCCAUGUUGCCCGUGUCACUGCAGAUCCUUGUUUGUGGGACUUCUUCUGGUGCUCUUAUUUUCUAUCAUUUCUUGGCUGAGCGUCAGGUGGGAUCGGCAUUGUGGGUGACGGAGCCCACGGAAUCCAUGCACCGUUCCAUUUCAUUUUCGUCAGAGAAACGUCGUAGUGAUGUGCAGGCGUCCGUCCUCACAUCGCGUAUCAUUGCAAUAUUUCCCUUGCACGCAGUGGGACCACAUAUCCUUAUGUCUGUGCAUGCGGAUGGCACGGUAGCGUUAUGGCACACUUUGCGGCGGCUUUUAAUGGACUCUGUUAGCUUGCGAAGUGCGUUCCCAGCGGGAAGAGGGGAAACGGGACUUGCACAUGUGGCAAUUGAUGAGUGCAAUCAAUGUUUUGUAUUUGCAGAUGAUCGAGGCGAUAUUCACGUGUGCAACCUUCAACUACAAGCGGUGAAUGAUCCGGGCUCCAUGCGACCAGCGCGUACUCCGCCGUUGAAAGGCGAUGCAGAAAGACCGAUGGCUCAUUGGCCCGGCUCACCCUUCCGCAACUACGAGUUUGUGGGAAAAUCCCCAAGCUCGAAGGCAAAGGGACAAAAUGAUGUGGCCGGACAGCCCGAUGAGAAUCAGCAGCAGAAAGGACUAGAGCAAGAGGUGGAUGUAGAGAAAACCCUUUAUGUAUUUCUCCGAUUCUGCCAGGAAUAUGUGUUUCAUUGCGGUUUUCCCUCGGUGUCAGGGGUGUCCAUUGUAAAAGAACCAAUACGGCGAGAUCCACGAGGAGUAACAACAGCAUCCACAGCAACAGAGACGCCUUUGCCCAUCGCGAAAGGGGCGGAGGUGGGGGAGCAAGCGUGUGGGAGUUUAAGUGAGGGAGAAGCAGAGCAUUUUAUCGGCAACUACGGUCCGACUUCCGAUGCCGGUUUUUAUCUGGACCUCACGUCUUCCACGGCAUCAGCAGGCAUAAUUGUUGUGUCGUCUGGCUCAGACAACUUUACCCGAGUGUUUACGCUUACUGGUACGAUUAUUGGGGAGUGUGGAAUGAACAUCUGGACCCUAGGCAAAGAGUCAACAUAUGAGUUCCUUGGUGUAAAACCGACAAGACGACUUCCAGCACGGGGCUGCUCUGUUCAAGCAGUUGACUUUCUUCAAGAAACACCGAAAGGGGAAAAGAGUCAUCCGGUGGGUUCCCGAGGAUUGCGUUUGACGCGUGGUACAUCAAAGGUGGGCAAAAUCCUUCGGGAUUCUUUCUCAGGAAGUGAGUUGUCUACAUGCCAUCCCAUGGCAGACACGACGGAGCUCUGGACCUCGCCUACAACUCGUUUUCCUCCUUCCGCGCCCCCUAGUGGGGCAACACCAGAGAUCAAUCCACUGGAAUACCCCUCCAUGCAGCCAACGGGUGCAGAAGUGCGGGAAUUUGGGAAUCGAGAAAAAAAAGAUUCACACGCAAAAGACCGCUUGCUACGGCGAUUUCUCCCGAAGGCAACUACACCCUUUGAGGAAGCCGGUGUCCUAUCCACGCAUAUUCACUCACGGCGUUUAAAGGAAGAAAAUAUUCAGGGUCUUGUCAAGAGUGAAUUUAUUUCUAGACUGCGUGGAUUGCCUGUGAACGGCUCUGAUGAAGAUUCAGCUGCCCACAGAACACCGCUGGCUUUCGAAAGGAACCCCAGGGGCGGUGUGCAUGCUGAGCCAUCAAGUGAAUCUUUCUUGUCCGCUUCCGGCGUCAACAAUCACAACAGCAUUAACACGAAUAAUCAUUCAGGUUUGACGAAUGGUACGGCAGUUGGUAAUGGUUUACCGGAGGAGACAUUCACGCCUUUGGAUACAAGAAACCACGUUCCACCUGUUUUUGUUGUUGGAGGUCUUUCGCACUCUGGUCGAAUGGCAAAGGCGCAGGCUGGAGCAGUCGCAUGGAAGUGGGAUUUACCUGCAUCAAACGAUAUUGAGGUGACGCAGACUCCUGUCUCAUGCGCGCUUCGACAGAAUGCUUUUUCAGCUCUCACCGCAUCCCCCGUGGAAGAUGAAGCUCAGCGGCAGGACCUCAUUCAAGAGCACAUGGAGGCACAAAGACGCAUGUUGCUUGCACUUGGACGCAAAGACUCAGUCCUUGGAACAGUGUUGUCUUGCCGCAGCUCUAGGCACAACAGUGUAUCCCCAUCUGAGAAAAUGGGAAAGACUACUGGCACUCAGUUAUUGGAGACACUUCGGAUUCAGUCCCUUGGCAUGAUGGAAACGAGGGACCGAAUCGCGCGGAUCACGGCGCGGCUGCACUUGGCCCCUGUCAGUCCAAUAGUUCCUCCGUCAGUAAUUCGUGAGCGCGAAGGUGAUUCUCCAUUGAAAGAUGAAAGGAAAAGCACGCACAGUGCCGCUUUUCGGUGA
Molecule: messenger RNA, 4286 nt
Organism: Trypanosoma cruzi
Lineage: Eukaryota; Euglenozoa; Kinetoplastea; Trypanosomatida; Trypanosomatidae
Exons: 1
Molecular function (GO): protein binding
Source: RefSeq, a predicted model, not a curated record